AUGGGUUUUGGAUAUUUUGAAUCAUCAUUGAAAGUUAGGGUUUGAUAAGUCUUGAUAAGACUAUCAACAUAUAAAUUUAGAUGAAUCGCAUGACAUAGAACUGUUGUGCUUAAACUCUAAUGUGAAAUGUUUUGCAGAACUGAAACAAAAAUUUAUUUAAAAGUUGUGUUUUAUAUAUAUAUAUAUAUAUAUAUAUAUAUUUUAAUUAUAGUAUGGAAUGUAUAAAUACUAGAAAAGCAUUCUUUUUCCUGUGCAAAAGUUCUGUUAUGAUCCUUUGUUUAAUUUUUUUACAUCACUAAACCUAGCUAUUUUAACAGGGGUGUGUAGACUUCUUAUAUCCACUGUAACUGAAAUAAAUAAACUUGAGUUGAAAUACUAAAAUUGCCAAAAGUAUAAAAAAAAUAAUAAGUUAAAGCUAUGUAGUAGGCUAUUCAAUUAACAAUAAUAAUUUAAAAAAAAGCGCAUAACAAAAGUACUAACAGUUAAGCUAAAAUGAAAAUGAAACCUGAAAAUAAAUUCCGGUUAUUCAUCACUUCCCUCAGCCACAAUCCUGCUCUGUCCCCAUCUAGUGGUCUGAUACUCGAACAACAGCGGAAAAGUGGCUAAAUUGUGGUGACGUCAGACGCAAAAGAGCGUCGCUGUAUUUUCCUCAUCGAUCGCAGGUGUCUCUACCGGCCAUCACGAAGGAGUUACGUACUUAGAAUGACAUUGGGAGCGAUUGCCUCUGUGAUCCUCGCUAUAGGAGGAGCUGCAAUGUUUUCUGCUCUUCAUAAGAUUGAGGAAGGACAUGUGGGUGUUUACUACAGAGGUGGAGCUCUGCUGACCACCACCAGUGGCCCUGGAUUUCACCUGAUGCUGCCGUUCAUUACUACAUUCAAAUCUGUACAGACAACCCUACAAACAGAUGAAGUAAAGAAUGUUCCAUGCGGCACAAGUGGAGGUGUAAUUAUCUAUUUUGAUCUCAUUGAGGUGGUGAACUACCUUGCUCCCUCUGCAGUUUAUGGCAUUGUGAGAAACUUUACUGCCGACUAUGACAAAGCCCUGAUUUUCAACAAGGUUCACCAUGAGCUGAAUCAGUUCUGUAGUGUGCACUCGCUUCAGGAGGUCUACAUAGGUCUAUUUGAUCAAAUAGAUGAGAAUCUAAAGCUCACGCUGCAGGAGGAUCUCACCAGCAUGGCACCUGGACUCAUCAUUCAGCAGGCAGUCCGUGUUACCAAACCAAACAUUCCAGAAAGCAUUCGCAGGAACUAUGAACUAAUGGAGAGUGAGAGGACAAAGUUACUGAUUGCGGCUCAGACACAGAAGGUGGUAGAGAAGGAGGCAGAGACAGAGAGGAAAAAGGCUGUCAUUGAGGCAGAGAAAGUGGCUCAGGUGGCUGAAAUCAAAUAUGGCCAGAAAGUUAUGGAAAAGGAAACAGAGAAAAAGAUAUCAGAAAUUGAAGACAGUGCUUUCCUUGCUAGGCAGAAAACAAAAGCAGAUGCAGAUUUCUACACCGCACAGAGAGCAGCUGAGGCCAAUAAGCUCAAGCUGACCCCUGAAUAUCUCCAGCUGAUGAAAUUUAAGGCAAUAGCAGCUAAUAGUAAGAUUUACUUUGGAAGUGAGAUCCCUAACAUGUUUAUGGAAUCAGGACCAGGAAGCUCCUCCUCCGCUGCCUCCAAAGCCAUAGACGCCAUCUCAGAGGGGAUACUGGACUUGGAAUGACAAGAGAUGGGAUAGAACUCUGGGUUGUAGCACUGAGGAUAAAUUAACAGGUAAUGAGAGAGACUAAUGGCCAGUCAGUAGACUGCAUUGGUACAAUCAGUACAGCUGAAACCACUUCAGUAAAGUGACAUGGUGCUUUAUCAGUGGGACAGAAACGCCUGCGUUUAUACCCUAGUGACUUGAUCACAAGCCAGUGGUGCUUGAACAGAGUAUUAUACUUUUCAAUAGAACAGAAUGUGGCGCUUUAAAUUGGAAUCUGAGAAUGUACGCACAAGAUUUGUGCAUGUUUUAAGAUAUAUCAAGUUUAUAAAAUGAAACCGUCAUUAAUUUUUUUUUUGUUGUUGUUGUUUUUACACUGAGGGAUUGGUUUAUGUACUUAAUAGACAUUUUAGCAUCUUAAAGGCUCUUAUACCUCAGGGAUUAUUUUUUCAAGCCCCUCAGAAUUAAAGAGUAUGUAGUAGAUUAGGAUUUUUUAAAACUUUGUUGCCAUUUGUUUUGUUUCCCCACUGAUGGAACUAAUUUACUGAGAAAAGAUAUCUCUUUCAAGAGAUAAUUUGUAGUGAGGACAUAGUUGUGUAAACCAACAGCAUAGGUCAUGUGGUAACAGUGUAGCAUAAA
Megalobrama amblycephala (Wuchang bream) is the source of this 2319-nucleotide messenger RNA. It is a transcript of the gene erlin2, whose product is annotated as ER lipid raft associated 2. Gene Ontology annotation, biological process: SREBP signaling pathway. Gene Ontology annotation, cellular component: endoplasmic reticulum membrane; endoplasmic reticulum. The record is from RefSeq and is a predicted model, not a curated record. The coding region runs from base 703 to 1701 and encodes 332 amino acids. The transcript has 12 exons. Gene Ontology annotation, molecular function: ubiquitin protein ligase binding; cholesterol binding. Lineage: Eukaryota; Metazoa; Chordata; Actinopteri; Cypriniformes; Xenocyprididae.